AUGGAGCAGGCAUCAUGGCAGCUAUCAUCAGCCACAGGAUGCAAAAGGAGCUUGACCACUGCGGCUCCUCACGCUCAGGCUAGUUGGGAGUCAUUGCUCGCGGAGCGUAAGCGGCUGAAGUGUGAGGCAGAUGUGCCGGGUUGGGGGGAGCCUUCCGUAUGGGCAGCUUUGGAAAGCCCCAAGCAAGUAAAGCCGAACUUCCAGAUCGACUUUCGACUCUCGUCUUCUACCGUCCGUGUAGAAAACGGCCUCCACUUGGCGGCCUGUGUCCCGACACUUUCUGGCCUCUUGCACGAAGAAUCGCCCGGCUUGAGAAGUGUUGAUCUUAGCUCGGCGAAGAUCUGCAAAGAUGCUUUGCUGGUGGCACUUCGCUUUGCUUCUGCCGGUCCCGGUGCAAACGAAGAAGACACGAGCCUUUGGACGUCCAGCCCGCAGAGUCCACGACCGAUUGCGCGUGCUUCCCGGCCCGAGGAGGUGUUGCAGGUGGAGGAAGCUCUGCGCUGCUUCGACGUGCUGCGUGCUGCCAAAAUCCUAGGUCUUCCACGACUAGAGGAGGCAGCGAGGGGACGGCUGGAAUCUGGAAGAAGCCGUAUUUCCUCUGGUUCCGCCGGUGUGCUUCCGCUACCAUUGUUGAGCGAGGCUUCUGCCAUGCCACUUCUGGCUGCAAGUUUUGGACAAGAGAAGUGCAUCUCCCAAUGCUGCCUACGGUUCCUGAACAGUCGAGGCAGGGACCAGGUUUUGCAGGGUCGUGAGCGACAGCUUGGUGUAAUCUAUGCGACACAGCCCCUGGUCGGUGCCAUCCUGUCUGGCAUUUUCAAGGAGGCUGCCCCGGCUCUAUCAGCGAACGGUGGCGCAGCGGCUUCGCCGGUCCUUUUGGAUUUGUUGUUUGGCCCAAGCCGUGCUCCAAAGCAGACCCAGCCCGUUGACUUGAAAUCUGUCCGGGACCUUUUGGCCUCUGGCCCUGCGUUAGGACACAGCGAUCGUGAGAGUUUGAGCAAAUCAGAGGUUUCAUGUGCCUUCUUCGGACUUCGGCUACUGGUUUUGACAUGGCUGCUCACAUGCGGCAGAUUACAUUCCAUUCUGCGACCGUCGAUUACAAGCAUGUUAUGA
Molecule: messenger RNA, 1110 nt
Organism: Symbiodinium necroappetens
Lineage: Eukaryota; Dinophyceae; Suessiales; Symbiodiniaceae
Source: the annotation of a GenBank genome assembly